Strigops habroptila (Kakapo) is the source of this 2833-nucleotide messenger RNA. It is a transcript of the gene E2F5, whose product is annotated as E2F transcription factor 5. The transcript has 9 exons. Gene Ontology annotation, biological process: regulation of transcription by RNA polymerase II. The record is from RefSeq and is a predicted model, not a curated record. Gene Ontology annotation, molecular function: protein dimerization activity; RNA polymerase II cis-regulatory region sequence-specific DNA binding; DNA-binding transcription factor activity, RNA polymerase II-specific. NCBI's taxonomy places the organism in Eukaryota, Metazoa, Chordata, Aves, Psittaciformes, Psittacidae. The coding region runs from base 95 to 1135 and encodes 346 amino acids. Gene Ontology annotation, cellular component: RNA polymerase II transcription regulator complex.
CCCGCCGCAGCCGUCGGGUCGCGGCUCCGUUCCGGGCUCGGGCCGUUGCAGCGGUCCGGACACGUGGCGCGGCGGUGCGGCCCGGCAGGGUGGCAUGGCCGCAGCGGCCGAGGCGGCAGGCGGCAGCAGCAGCAGCCGCCACGAGAAGAGCCUGGGGCUGCUGACCACCAAGUUCGUGUCGCUGCUGCAGGAGGCCAAGGACGGCGUGCUGGACCUCAAAGCGGCUGCUGAUACCCUUGCUGUGAGGCAGAAGAGAAGGAUCUAUGAUAUCACCAACGUUUUGGAGGGAAUUGAUCUCAUUGAGAAGAAGUCAAAAAACAGCAUUCAGUGGAAAGGAGUAGGUGCUGGCUGCAAUACAAAAGAAGUCAUAGACAGGCUGAGGUAUCUGGAAGCUGAAAUUGAAGAUCUAGAGCUAAAAGAAAAAGAAUUGGAUCAGCAGAAACUGUGGCUUCAGCAAAGUAUCAAGAAUGUCAUGGAUGAUUCUACAAACAACCAAUUCUCAUAUGUCACCCAUGAAGAUAUCUGCAACUGCUUCAAUGGAGACACACUUCUAGCAAUUCAAGCACCUUGUGGUACACAGUUAGAAGUACCUAUACCCGAAAUGGGACAGAAUGGACAGAAAAAAUACCAGAUCAAUCUUAAAAGUAGUUCAGGACCUAUCCAUGUGCUGCUUAUAAAUAAAGAAUCGAGCUUCUCCAAGCCCAUGGUGUUUCCAGUUCCUCCACCUGAUGACCUCGCACAGCCCCCAUCACCGCCUGCAGCUCCAGCAGCUCCGCUUAAACCUGCUGCAGCUCCUGAGAAUCCACCAGAACAACAUGACCUGAACCAAGCACAAGAGUUACCACAAGCAUCUGUUGUGGACACGCCAUCAGACAGCAGCACAGAGCAGAACAGUGCAACCCCAGCAGCUCCUUACUCCAGCCUUCCAGAGUCGGUGUUGUACUCCAGCCUUGCAGGCGAUGUCGCCCAAGCUACAGCUGGUUCUAACGACUACCAGGGCUUGUUGCCCCUGGAUGUUAACUGUAUUCUCAAGGCAAACUCAUUCGACUUAGCAAAGAUGGAAGAGCCCACAGGGAUUGGUGGGGAUCUUAUUGAUGAACUCAUGUCUUCUGACGGCUUCCUGCAGGUGCUUUAAGUAAACAUUUUGGAACAUACUGACAUGCCUGCAUUCAGACUAGUAGAGAGCAGCUGUGGUACCCAUUUCUGCUCUUGCACCUUGGUGGCUGUACGAGUGCAGAACUGAACAACAGCUAGUGAGUUCAUGUGCUCCCUGCCUCUCUGCUCCAUCUCACUGAGGUGCCAAGCAAAGAGGUGAACUCGGUUGGCAUUGUUCCUCUUGCCCUCUGCUAUGUAAGCAGCCUCUGCUUACCUGCCUUUCAAGCAGACAACCUCAGGGCUUAUCCAGAAAGAACCAUGUAAUUAUAAGAUCUGAGGGGCAAGAUGGGAUUAUGCGAAUGUGCUAAUAUAUGGCUAAAAUGGACAUAGUCUUUGCUUAUAGAGCAGGUACAGCAUGCCCAGCUCCUCUGCGCUAGGUUAGUGCUCCCUGAGAUGCAGCAUGAGGGCUGGGGUUUCUCUUCUUGCAUUCCCUCCCCAAAGAUGGCUUCAAGUCCAUGCUUGAAAUGCAGUGCACAGAGAAACUGCUAGCUGCAAGCCUCCUUUUUUUUUUUUUCCUGUAAAACAGGGAUAAUUAUAACUUACUUAAAAUGAUAAAUACUUGAAGGCUGAUAUAGGCGAUACUUUAAGAAGGUGAAGGAAUAUAAACGUGAAUGAUGGCUUUCACAUGAAAGUUUCAAAAGCUACUCAGGAACUCCUUUGCUGCAGAAGGAGAAAUUAAGUCCAUGUUCCACAGAUAUCACUCAAUUCCAGGAAAUUCACUUGAAAUACUAAGCAAAACACAUCAACAUGUCACUGCCUUAGUUUGAAUGAAGGCAGUACAGGUAUUCACAGUAUGUAUCUUAGCAUGCUUGUCAGAUUAUCAAGACUAUUUUAAUUAUUAAGACUAACCCUGAUACUGGUCAUGACAAACAUACUGAAUUAUGAGAUAGGGCUGAUAUUCCAAAAGUGUUUUAACUUAAACUAAACUAUUCCUGCUUUACAGUUUUUCCUCUCUUACGACUCUCUCCUACUCCCGGAGAUGACUACAACUUUAACCUGGAUGAUAAUGAAGGAGUCUGUGAUCUCUUUGAUGUGCAGAUACUAAAUUAUUAGCUAUUGUGUCAACCAGACUACUUAUCUACCUCUAACUACUUAUCUACAUUCUAGACUUCUUCAUAACCUAAGUAUUUGAAUAAUGAAUGUAUAACUUCUUAGUUCACUGACUCUGGGAGUAUAUUUCCUUUUGCUUCCUUUAACUACUUCACAAAACAGAUUUAACAACGAGAAAAAGGGGCUUUUAUCAAAAAUUCUGGCACGUUUUUUCACCUGUGUGUCCUUUGUGUAAUCCAAUUAUUUGGAGUUUUCUUCAGUAAGAAAAGUGAACAUGUUUUGUAGCCUUCUGAUCAUUUUCAAAAAUGAUUAGGCUUCUUGCUCACAGUUAACAGCGUUUUCUUUGAAGCUUUACUGCCUAGAAACUUUCUAUAUCUUAACCUUUCAAACAAUUUUGAAGCUUUCACUGCCAAGCUGAAAAGUGAAGGACAUCAACUCGAGUUAUGCUAAAUUGUUUCAGUGAACCAAUUUUGUGAAGUGCCUUCUGUUUUAGCACUUUAAGUUUCUCACACUGACUUCUGACAUUCCACUUUCCUAGAUGAUAGGAAAGGUCUGUUUGUAGUUUGUAUUAAAAGUGUGCCAAUACUUGUAUAUUAACAAGAUUUUUUAAUAAAAUUGUACAAACAAA